GGCGCAAGCCCGGAGCUCUGAAUCCGCACCAGGGACUUGAACCCUCUGUCCCACGCCAUGGGUCCCUACCUCUGCCCCCACCGCGCAGCCCUGCACCCGGGUGGCCUCCUGUUCCUCCUGCUACUCUCAGACCCGGCGCUUUCGACCGGACGUCACCCCCCGGUGAUCCUGGUGCCUGGUGACUUGGGCAACCAGCUGGAGGCAAAGCUGGACAAGCCGAAAGUUGUACACUACCUGUGCUCCAAGAAAACGGACAGCUACUUCACACUCUGGCUGAACCUUGAACUGCUGCUGCCUGUCAUCAUUGACUGCUGGAUCGACAAUAUCAGGCUGGUCUACAACAGGACGUCCCGGGCUACCCAGUUUCCUGAUGGUGUGGAUGUGCAUGUCCCUGGUUUUGGGAAGACUUUUUCACUGGAGUUCCUGGACCCCAGCAAAAGCAGUGUGGGUUCCUAUUUCCACACCAUGGUGGAGAGCCUUGUGAGCUGGGGCUACACACGGGGUGAGGACAUCCGCGGGGCCCCUUAUGACUGGCGCCGAGCCCCAAAUGAAAAUGGGCCCUAUUUCCUGGCCCUCCAGGAGAUGAUCGAGGAGAUGCACCAGCUGUAUGGGGGCCCUGUGGUGCUGGUUGCCCACAGUAUGGGCAACAUGUACACGCUCUACUUUCUGCAGCAGCAGCCACAGGCCUGGAAGGACAAGUAUAUCCGUGCCUUCGUGGCACUGGGUGCUCCCUGGGGGGGCGUAGCCAAGACCCUGCGCGUCCUGGCCUCAGGGGACAACAACCGGAUCCCAGUCAUUAGUCCCCUGAAGAUCCGGGAGCAGCAGAGGUCUGCUGUCUCUACCAGCUGGCUGCUGCCCUACAACUAUACCUGGUCACCUGACAAGGUCUUUGUACGCACACCUACAACCAACUACACGUUGCGUGACUAUCGACGAUUCUUCCAGGACAUUGGCUUCGAAGACGGCUGGCUCAUGCGGCAGGACACAGAGGGGCUGGUUGAAGCCAUGAUGCCACCUGGCGUGCAGAUGCACUGCCUCUAUGGCACUGGUGUUCCCACGCCAGACUCCUUCUACUAUGAGAGCUUCCCAGACCGUGACCCUAAAAUCUACUUUGGUGAUGGAGAUGGCACUGUGAACUUGCAGAGUGCCCUGCAGUGCCAGACCUGGCGUAACCAUCAGGAACACCAGGCUGUAGUAAACACAGGAGUGAAGGAACCAUUUGUCAUGGAAGCCAAGGAACUGGAGAGCCCAGCGUCCAUAUAUCAUUUCAUUCCUGAGACCAGCCAGCCCAGGGAGGAAGAUGACAGCAUGCCACCUCAAGGGACCACAGAAACUAUGCAGCUGAAGAAGGAAAUCUCUCUGCUGAAUGGAGUCAGCCUGGUGGUGGGCAACAUGAUCGGCUCAGGAAUCUUUGUCUCACCCAAGGGCGUUCUGGUUUACACAGCUUCCUAUGGGUUGUCGCUGGUCAUAUGGGCCAUUGGUGGGCUUUUCUCCGUUGUGGGUGCCCUUUGCUAUGCAGAACUGGGGACCACCAUUACCAAGUCUGGGGCUAGCUAUGCUUAUAUUCUAGAGGCCUUUGGGGGCUUCAUUGCCUUUAUCCGCCUGUGGGCCUCCCUGCUAAUCAUUGAGCCUACCAGUCAGGCCAUCAUUGCCAUCACCUUCGCCAACUACAUCAUCCAGCCCUCCUUUCCUACCUGUGAUCCCCCGUACCUGGCCUGCCGUCUCCUUGCUGCUGCUUGCAUAUGUCUGCUGACAUUUGUGAACUGUGCCUAUGUCAAGUGGGGCACACGUGUACAGGAUACGUUCACUUACGCUAAGGUCCUAGCGCUCAUUGCCAUCAUUGUCAUGGGCCUUGUUAAACUGUGCCAGGGACACUCUGAGCACUUUCAGGACGCCUUUGAGGGUUCCUCCUGGGACGUGGGAAACCUCUCUCUCGCCCUCUACUCUGCCCUCUUCUCUUACUCAGGUUGGGACACCCUUAAUUUUGUAACAGAAGAAAUCAAAAACCCAGAAAGAAAUUUGCCCUUGGCCAUUGGGAUUUCUCUGCCAAUUGUGACGCUCAUCUACAUUCUGACCAACGUGGCUUACUACACAGUGCUGAGUAUUUCAGAUGUCCUUGGCAGUGAUGCUGUGGCUGUGACAUUUGCUGACCAGACAUUUGGCGUGUUCAGCUGGACCAUUCCCAUUGCUGUUGCCUUGUCCUGCUUUGGGGGCCUCAAUGCGUCUAUCCUUGCUUCAUCAAGGUUGUUUUUUGUGGGCUCCCGUGAGGGCCACCUCCCAGACCUUCUGUCCAUGAUCCACAUUGAGCGUUUUACACCUGUCCCUGCUUUAUUGUUCAAUUGCACAAUGUCACUCAUCUAUCUCAUUGUGGAGGAUGUUUUCCUACUCAUCAACUACUUCAGCUUCAGCUACUGGUUCUUUGUGGGCCUGUCUGUUGCUGGACAGCUCUACCUUCGCUGGAAGGAGCCAGAGUGGCCUCGGCCUCUCAAGCUGAGCCUGUUUUUUCCCAUUGUGUUCUGCGUAUGCUCCUUGUUUCUGGUGAUUGUGCCCCUCUUUGGUGACACCAUCAAUUCCCUCAUUGGCAUUGGGAUCGCCCUCUCAGGAAUCCCCAUCUACUUCCUCGGUGUUUACCUGCCAGAGUCCCGGAGGCCACUCUUUAUUCGGAAUAUCUUGGCUGCUGUCACCAGAGUUACCCAGCAGAUUUGCUUUUGUGUCCUGACUGAGCUAGAUGUAGCUGAAGAGAGAAAGGUUGAGAGGAAAACUGACUAGAGGCCAGAGGUGAAGUCCCCUGAGGCUUGGAAGGUUGGCUACCUGUGACCACAGCUACCAAAGUCCGGAUGACAAGACUGUGUGGGCUCAACCCUCUGUACUAAAGGAGACUGUUGGCCUACAUUACAUAAGGGGCUGAGGGCUUACGGCCUCCUUAGGCAGUCACUCUCAUUGGUCCUCAAUGCCUGGCACACAGUGGACUCAGUACAUACUUGUUGAAUGGAUAACCUAAUCUGUAAAAAUGAGGCCGGAGGUAUCACCCAUUAAUAAAACGUGAAGCCGUACUCAUCUUAACUCUAUGCUGACUUAGCGCCCAGAUUCCUAGC
Molossus molossus (Pallas's mastiff bat) is the source of this 3095-nucleotide messenger RNA. Its product is annotated as Y+L amino acid transporter 2. Gene Ontology annotation, molecular function: L-amino acid transmembrane transporter activity. NCBI's taxonomy places the organism in Eukaryota, Metazoa, Chordata, Mammalia, Chiroptera, Molossidae. The coding region runs from base 58 to 2769 and encodes 903 amino acids. The record is from RefSeq and is a predicted model, not a curated record. The transcript is spliced from 16 exons. Gene Ontology annotation, biological process: phosphatidylcholine metabolic process; amino acid transmembrane transport; ceramide metabolic process. Gene Ontology annotation, cellular component: membrane; lysosome.